Messenger RNA from Solanum dulcamara, 1131 nucleotides. RefSeq names its product auxin-responsive protein SAUR36-like. NCBI's taxonomy places the organism in Eukaryota, Viridiplantae, Streptophyta, Magnoliopsida, Solanales, Solanaceae. The transcript has a single exon. Gene Ontology annotation, biological process: response to auxin. The coding region runs from base 386 to 889 and encodes 167 amino acids. The record is from RefSeq and is a predicted model, not a curated record.
ACUGGCCCCUGAAACUCCAUACAGCCGCGAAGCAUCAUAACGACUAUUCAGCUGACCACUCUUCUUCCCUUCCAUCUAUUUAUUUCGCUCCAUAAAUUAAUCUCAAACUCCAAACAAUUCUGAUCAAUUCUCAUCGUGUGUGCCGACCAUUUCUUCUUCCCAUACCCCCACCCCACCCAACCCUCACCUCUCAAAUCUAUAUAUACAGACACACUGAUACGUUGCUCCAGCAUGUUUGACUUGCCACAGAUCUGUUAAACCAAGAACCAAAAUCUCCUUCAAAAAUGGCAUUUACCAGUUCUUGAAAUAAUCUAUUAUCAACCCAUUGUCCAAAAAAGGGUACUUCUUUUUCAAGAUUAAGUUUUUUUCCCCAAGAUUUUAAGCUAUGAAGAAAAACAGAGGUUUUAAAAUUGGACGGAGGCUGGUGAGAGUUUUCAGCUGGUUAAUUCACAGGAGAAGAAAUGGAAGAAUCGGAAACAAGAGGUUGAGUUGUGCCAGCAGAGCAAUUUCAAAGCUCUGUAAAUUGGGGUGUUUGUUGAAGCAGAGAGCAAAAGGACUCUGUUCUGCAAAACCCAAUUCGGGUUACAUCCGGGUCGGGCAAGAACAGAUUGAUCUGAAGCAGGUGAGUAUACCGAAGGGGCAUUUGGCUGUGUACGUGGGUGAGAAGGAGGAUGACACGUGUAGAAUUGUGGUGCCUGUGAUAUACUUUAAUCAUCCUCUGUUUGCUGAAUUGUUGAGGGAAGCAGAGAUGGUUUAUGGGUAUAAUCAUUCGGGUGGGAUCCAAAUACCCUGUCGGAUAUCCGAAUUUGAGAACGUUAAAUCAAGAAUCGCCGCCACGGGCGGUGGUGGAAACUGCCGUAUAGAGCUGAGCUGGAAGCAUAAUCACUGAUGAUCAGUGGCUGAGUCAUCGAUGGAGAAAAUUGUGGCGUGCAAAUAGUACAACCCUCCAUCCAGGCCGUGUGUUGGGGAGGUUUAGUUUAUGUUAAAAAAAAAAUUAUUCGAUGCAUUGAAUUUUCGCUAUAUUUCAUAUGAUGUCAAAUGUUCUGGGUGUGAAGGAUACCUUUGUACAAUUUUUUGUUAACCUUCUAGCUCAAUUCUCAAAUGAAAUGUAGUUUUUUUUAGCUAUUGAAA